Sturnus vulgaris (Common starling) is the source of this 1020-nucleotide messenger RNA. The record is from RefSeq and is a predicted model, not a curated record. Lineage: Eukaryota; Metazoa; Chordata; Aves; Passeriformes; Sturnidae.
AUGAGCAUCUGGGAGCUGCUCCUGGCUUUCGUGGUGGUGCUGCUGAUGCUCGUGGCCCUGCUGGCCAACGUGCUGGUGCUGAUGUGCUUCCUGUACAGCGCCGACAUCCGCAAGCAGGUCCCGGGAUUGUUCAUCCUCAACCUCACCUUCUGCAACCUGUUGAUGGCCGUGUCGAGCAUGCCCCUGACCUUGGCUGGGAUCAUUUACAAAAGUCAGCCGGGAGGAGAUCAGGUCUGCCACGUUGUGGGCUUCCUGGAGACUUUCCUCACCACCAACUCCAUGCUGAGCAUGGCAGCUCUGAGCAUUGACAGGUGGAUCGCUGUGGUCUUCCCUCUAAGUUAUCACUCCAAGAUGAGGUACCGAGACGCUGCUCUCAUUCUGAGCUACACGUGGUUGCACUCAGCAUCCUUCCCCAUCGUGGCAGCUUCUCUCUCCUGGCUGGGUUUCCAUCACCUCUACGCCUCCUGCACGCUCUACAACAAGAGACCAGAGGACAGGACACAGUUUGUGAUUUUCACUGGGGUCUUUCACGCCCUCAGCUUCCUGCUGUCCCUCGUGGUCCUGUGUUUCACAUAUCUCAAAGUGCUGAAGGUGGCACGGUUCCACUGUAAGCGGAUCGACGUGAUCACUAUGCAGACCCUGGUGCUGCUUGUGGACAUCCACCCCAGCGUGCGAGAGCGUUGUCUCGAAGAGCAGAGGAGGCGGAGGCAGCGGGCAACGAAGAAAAUAAGCACCUUUAUUGGAACUUUCAUUCUUUGCUUUGCACCUUAUGUGAUCACCAGACUUGUUGAAUUAUCCUCUGUGGUCCACAUCAACUCCCACUGGGGGAUCAUCUCCAAGUGCUUAGCUUACAGCAAAGCUGUCUCAGACCCUUUUGUGUACUCUUUGCUACGGCACCAGUACAAGAAGACGUGGAAGGACAUCCUAAACAAGCUGCUCAAGAGAAGCUCCAUCAACUCCUCGGCACAGAGACUUCACACCUCUGUCAGCUCCUUGUUCCUUGCCUCUAAAAAUCACUGA